CCCAAAAUGGCCAGGAACAGCGAUGUUGAACAUUCGACCGAGCUGCGUGCUCCGACGAACCGGGACUCUGGCACGCCGAGCAAGGCUACCUUUAGUAACGAUGCUUACGAGCUGGCCAGGGUCGGAAAGAAGGAGGUGUUGAAGCGACGAUUUGGUCUAACGAGUACUGUCGGGUUUGCCUGCAGCUUGAUGCUGACUUGGGAAGCGGUUAUAAUGAAUAUUGGCUUGGGACUUACCAAUGGUGGUCCCGCCGGUUUGGUGUAUGGCUUUCUUGGGGUCUGGGCGGGCAUCAUUUCCGUGUUCAUUUCAAUGGGGGAGCUAGCAAGCAUGAUGCCUUCGGCGGGCGGACAAUAUCAUUGGGUGAGCAUCUUGGCCCCUAGGUCGGCCAGGAAGUUUCUCAGUCAUGUCACUGGCUCGGUCUGCAUUAUUGCGUGGACAGCGGCCCCCACAGCCGCCAUCUACCUGGCCGCCAGUGUGUUGCAGAGCACCAUUGCCAUGAACAUCCCCAGCUAUGAUCCCAAAGGAUGGCACAUCACGCUGAUCAUGUGGGCGAUUCUGCUCAUCUGCACAGUUCUCAAUACUUGGCUGGGAAUGAUCUUGCCCGUCAUUGAAGUGCUUAUCCUUCUUGUCCAUGUGCUUGGCUUCUUCGCCGUCUUAGUUCCGCUCGUCUAUUUGGGGCCCAAGGCCGAUCCGCGAUCGAUCUUUACUGUAUCCUUCGAUUAUGGCGGCUGGGGCGAUCUGACCUUAGCUACCUUUAUCGGGUUAAAAGGCACUGUGGCUGCGUUUGUUGGCACUGAUGGCGCGGUUCAUAUGGCCGAAGAAGUCGCCAACAGCAGUCGGGUGGUCCCCCGUUCUAUGCUACUGGCCCUCAUGAUCAACGGCGCAACUGGCUUUGCCAUUCUGAUUGCCUUCCUCUUCACCGCUGGAGACCUGCUGAAGAUUGUGGAAUCCAGUGCCUCGUAUCCCUUCAUGUACAUGCUGGCGAGCUCGACGGGCAGUAAGGGUGCUGCGGUUGUUCUCUCCAGUAUGAUGGCUAUUCUGCAAGCGUGUGCAGGACUCGCGGGUAUCUCUUCCGGCAGUCGUAUGCUGUGGUCAUUCUCCCGCGAGCAGGCCAUUCCCGGCUGGCGCUGGGUGCGACAGGUGAACCAACGAACUCUGGUGCCCUUCCACAGCACGUUGGUGGUGGUUAUCACAGCCGGUCUGCUCAGCCUGAUUAACAUCGGGUCGGCAGUGGUGCUGAACAUCAUUCUGUCGCUGGUCCUGGAGGCCUUCUUUGCCUCGUACAUGAUCUCUCUGACCCUCCUGCUCUAUCGUAGAUUGCGCGGCGACCUCACCGAGCCGGGUCAAGGCGGCGGUGUCCUCAACUGGGGGCCCUUCCGAGUCAAAGGGUGGUUGGGCACGGCAAAUAACAUCUUUGCCAUUGCCUACUCCAUCAUCAUGAUGUUCUUCGGGUGCUGGCCACCAGAGAACCACCCCGCUCCCAAGAAUAUUAACUACAGCAUUGUCAUUUUCGCGGGAGUUACCCUCAUCAGUAUCGUGUACUAUGUGGGAUGGGCGCGGAAGCACUACAAGGGCCCGCUAGCCGAGCUUUAGUCGGAUGCUUUUGACUAACUAACAGCUCGGGAAAUGGCGCAUUUUCCCACUUGAUUCAGGGACUUUUUCC
Aspergillus vadensis CBS 113365 is the source of this 1663-nucleotide messenger RNA. Its product is annotated as choline transport protein. Gene Ontology annotation, biological process: transmembrane transport. Gene Ontology annotation, molecular function: transmembrane transporter activity. The transcript is spliced from 9 exons. Lineage: Eukaryota; Fungi; Ascomycota; Eurotiomycetes; Eurotiales; Aspergillaceae. Gene Ontology annotation, cellular component: membrane. Bases 7 to 1593 code for a protein of 528 amino acids. The record is from RefSeq and is a predicted model, not a curated record.